This is a messenger RNA of Toxorhynchites rutilus septentrionalis, 991 nucleotides long. RefSeq lists its product as uncharacterized. The record is from RefSeq and is a predicted model, not a curated record. NCBI's taxonomy places the organism in Eukaryota, Metazoa, Arthropoda, Insecta, Diptera, Culicidae. Gene Ontology annotation, biological process: positive regulation of DNA-templated transcription. The coding region runs from base 309 to 980 and encodes 223 amino acids. Gene Ontology annotation, cellular component: nuclear body. The transcript has 3 exons.
GCUAGAACCAUGCAAGCAACUCGGUACAAUCGCUGUAUCUGUACCGACCUAUUUCACCGUUGUACAUGGUUACAGCUUGUCAAUUUCAACUGCUCGCAGCGCCAUAGACGGGUAGUGGUGGCACCAUGAACAAGUUUUGUCAACACCGAAUCAAAACACCGCAGUGUUAAAUAUUCAGUUAGAGACGAAUGAACUCCCAGAGUUUAAAGUCUCUUAAAUCCAACACCAAUUCCAAUUCCUAUUCAGUUCGUGAGGAAAAAAACUAUAAACUAUAUAUACCUGUGGCCAAGAGUAGUUGAACAACGGUAAUGGAGCUAGCAAAGGAAAGGAAGGCUACGAUGCUCGACAAAUCGGGGAUGCUGGUCGUCAUUGAAGUGUGGAAGGACAAUAUUCUGUCCCUUCGGAGCACUUCCAAGAACUCCCACAUCUACAAGCAAAUGUGUGAGGAGCUGAAAGGCCACGGCGUUAUACUUACGGCGGUCGAAUUGAAAAACCGGAUCAAUAAUCUCUCUCGGAAGUACAGAUCCGAAAGAAACGCCAUGGGGCCCUCGGGAGGAUCACCUUCUUCUUGGGAUUAUUUUGAUAUUCUACACAGCUUUCUCCAUACUUAUAAACAAAACAGCACUCGCGAUUUGAUGGAUGAGGUGAUUGGUUCCGAUGAUGACUACUGCGAUGCUGAGUAUUUAGAUGAAGCGUACAACCCGGAGAACGACACAUUCGCUCAAUCUAUGUUUAUGUCACCUUCUGCGCCGACAUCAUCAGUAUCAUCGCCAUCACCAACACUGCCAUCAUCAAGCCGCAGGCAUUCCGCUCCUAAAAAGAGAAAACAAAAUGUGCAGGAAAAAUUGUUGGAAUUGGCUAUAAAAGAAAACGAAAAUAUGGUUACUUUUAUGGAGCAUUCCAAGACUACAGAUCUUCAAAUAAUCGAGCUCAUGAAAGAAAAUAACGCGUUGAUGAGCAAGCUGGUCGAUAAAAUUUGAAUUGUGUACUU